UACCUCCAGGUGCAGGAGUGGAAGUACUCUGAGCUUUCUGAAACCACCCUGGUUCGGGAACGCGGUUCACCGUGUGAGGGUUCAGGGUAAAUGCUGGCCGUCUGGAAGCUCUGUUGACGACCUGGUAGGAAAGGACCCCCCAGUGAACAGUCUUCCUAAGUCGACACUGCCCGCCGUCCGCUGUUGGGUGUGAGGGACGUUCGGAAUGGGCACCCUGGCUGAGUGAAAGCUUUGGCAGCUGGGAGGUAGGAGUGGGGGCUUGGCUGCAGGCACCGUGACCGUGGCUAGUACUUCUCCACCCUCGGCUUUCAGUCCUUCCUGUGUCAGGCCGCCCUGAAUUAGCUGUGCCCUUCGAACCGCACAGAGGGACAGCACUUUGCACCCUGGACAGGUGUCAGUGGUCAACACCGUGGACACCUCCCACGAGGACAUGAUUCACGAUGCCCAGAUGGACUACUACGGCACGCGCCUGGCAACCUGCUCCUCCGACAGGUCCGUCAAGAUCUUCGACGUGCGCAGUGGAGGGCAGAUCCUCAUUGCUGACCUCAGGGGGCACGAGGGACCUGUGUGGCAAGUGGCCUGGGCCCACCCCAUGUAUGGCAACAUCCUGGCCUCCUGCUCCUACGACCGCAAAGUCAUCAUCUGGAAGGAGGAGCACGGCACCUGGGAGAAGACCCAUGAGCACACGGGACACGACUCCUCAGUGAACUCCGUGUGCUGGGCACCCCACGACUAUGGCCUGCUCCUGGCCUGCGGGAGCUCCGACGGGGCCAUCUCCCUGCUGAGCUACACGGGCGAGAGCCAGUGGGAGGUGAAGAAGAUCGGCAACGCGCACACGAUCGGCUGCAAUGCCGUCAGCUGGGCCCCUGCUGUCGUCCCCGGAAGCCUCAUAGACCAGCUGUCCGGGCAGAAGCCCAACUACAUUAAGAAGUUUGCGUCGGGCGGCUGCGACAACCUCAUCAAGCUGUGGAAGGAGGAGGAGGACGGCCAGUGGAAGGAGGAGCAGAAGCUGGAGGCACACAGCGACUGGGUCCGAGACGUGGCCUGGGCCCCCUCCAUCGGUCUGCCCACCAGCACCAUCGCCAGCUGCUCCCAGGAUGGGCGGGUGUUCAUCUGGACCUGUGACGACGCCUCCGGCAGUGUGUGGUCCCCCCGGCUGCUGCACAAGUUCAGCGACGUGGUGUGGCAUGUGAGCUGGUCCACCACAGCCAACAUCUUGGCCGUCUCUGGCGGAGACAACAAGGUGACCCUGUGGAAGGAGUCGGUGGACGGGCAGUGGGUGUGCAUCAGUGACGUCAACAAGGGCCAGGGCCCCGUGCCGACCUCCGUCACCGAGGGCCAGCAGAACGAGCAAUGAGGACAGAAGAGGACGGGGAGUAGCCCAGCCCAGGACACGGUCAUCUGCCUGAACUCACCUGGUGUGCUCUUUAAUUUAUUCUCCAGCGCAAGCACUCGGCUCAGAGGGACAGAGCUGCAAGUACCUUCAGUGUAUUCUUGCAAGAUUUCUUUGUUGGGGGCCAUUUUUAUGUACUGUUCAGGUUAGGGAUUUUGUUUCCAAAGUAAUUCAAUAAAAUAUUGCAUAUAA
Echinops telfairi (small Madagascar hedgehog) is the source of this 1585-nucleotide messenger RNA. It is a transcript of the gene SEC13, whose product is annotated as SEC13 homolog, nuclear pore and COPII coat complex component. Gene Ontology annotation, cellular component: nuclear pore outer ring; COPII vesicle coat. The transcript has 9 exons. The coding region runs from base 431 to 1357 and encodes 308 amino acids. Gene Ontology annotation, biological process: protein import into nucleus; positive regulation of TOR signaling; COPII-coated vesicle budding. Gene Ontology annotation, molecular function: structural molecule activity; protein binding. NCBI's taxonomy places the organism in Eukaryota, Metazoa, Chordata, Mammalia, Afrosoricida, Tenrecidae. The record is from RefSeq and is a predicted model, not a curated record.